Candidozyma duobushaemuli is the source of this 831-nucleotide messenger RNA. RefSeq names its product H(+)-transporting V1 sector ATPase subunit D (gene VMA8). Gene Ontology annotation, molecular function: proton-transporting ATPase activity, rotational mechanism. The record is from RefSeq and is a predicted model, not a curated record. The transcript has a single exon. The coding region runs from base 1 to 831 and encodes 276 amino acids. Lineage: Eukaryota; Fungi; Ascomycota; Pichiomycetes; Serinales; Metschnikowiaceae. Gene Ontology annotation, biological process: vacuolar acidification. Gene Ontology annotation, cellular component: fungal-type vacuole membrane; vacuolar proton-transporting V-type ATPase complex.
AUGUCAGGUGCUGGAAACAGAGAGCAGGUCUUUCCGACUAGAAUGACUCUUGGUGUCAUGAAGAGCAAAUUGAAAGGAGCUCAACAGGGCCACUCAUUGUUGAAACGCAAGUCUGAGGCAUUGACGAAGAGAUUCAGAGACAUAACUCAAAGGAUUGACGAUGCAAAAAGAAAGAUGGGUAGAGUCAUGCAAACUGCUGCAUUCUCAUUGGCAGAGGUUCAGUAUGCUACAGGGGACAACAUUUCUUACCAAGUUCAGGAAAGUGUUCAGAAGGCCAGAUUUCAGGUCAGAGCAAAACAAGAGAACGUGUCUGGUGUUUACCUUCCCACUUUUGAUAGUAGCGUGGACGAGGAUAUCAAUGAUUUUAAACUCACUGGUUUGGGCAGGGGAGGUCAGCAAGUGCAAAAGGCUAAGAUGGUAUAUACUAAAGCCGUUGAAACAUUAGUCGAGUUGGCGUCGCUCCAGACUGCUUUUAUUAUCUUGGAUGAGGUGAUCAAGGUGACCAAUCGAAGAGUUAAUGCCAUUGAGCAUGUCAUUAUUCCAAGAACCGAAAAUACUAUCAGUUAUAUCAACGCCGAAUUGGAUGAGAUGGAUAGGGAAGAGUUUUAUAGAUUGAAGAAAGUUCAAGAGAAAAAGCAGGAGGCCUCCGCUGCAGCAGAGUUGGAAGAGGCAAAGACGAAGGCUAAUGGCACCGGCCAAGACGAAUUGCCAAACCAUACGAAUCAAAUCGAAGCAUCAGAGGCGGCCAGAGAGCUUGAAGCCUCCGACAUAAUUGAAAAUGCUGAGACAGACGACGUUUUGAAAGCGAAUGAGGAUGAUGUCAUAUUCUAG